Messenger RNA from Osmerus eperlanus (European smelt), 1945 nucleotides. RefSeq names its product sterol-C5-desaturase (gene sc5d). Gene Ontology annotation, cellular component: membrane. The record is from RefSeq and is a predicted model, not a curated record. NCBI's taxonomy places the organism in Eukaryota, Metazoa, Chordata, Actinopteri, Osmeriformes, Osmeridae. The transcript has 5 exons. Bases 140 to 1057 code for a protein of 305 amino acids. Gene Ontology annotation, molecular function: C-5 sterol desaturase activity; iron ion binding.
UUAGGACGUAUCAUACAAUUGGAUGAGGAUUUCUUGACGUAGUGGCGUCAACCAAGAGAAAGUUGCACAUUGGUAGCUUGAGCGACUUUAGUUUUGACAACACAUAUAUUGGCCGAGUGGACUCUGCACAGAUUCAGCCAUGGAUCUGGUGCUCAAAGUGUCCGACUACUACAUCCUGACCCCGUAUGUGUACCCGUCGUCCUGGCGCGAGGACGGGGCGCUGCGCCAGUUGAUCAGCCUGCUGCUGGUGACCAACCUGGGGGCCGCGGUGCUUUACCUCGGACUGGGCGGGCUAAGCUACUUCCUCAUCUUCGACCACAAACUCAUGAAACAUCCACAGUUUCUGGAAAACCAGGUAUGGAGGGAGAUCAAAUAUGCCAUGACAUCACUUCCUGUGAUCAGUAUUCCCACAGUAGCCUUGUUCUUUGCUGAGGUCAGAGGUUACAGCAAACUGUACGACAACGUCAACGAAUCUCCCAUGGGCUGGCCUGGUGUGUUAUUCAGCAUGAUAUUUUUCCUUUUAUUUACUGAUAUGUGUAUCUAUUGGAUUCACCGGUUCCUGCAUCACAAACGGAUUUACAAGAUCUUCCACAAGCCGCACCACGUGUGGAAGAUCCCCACGCCCUUCGCCAGCCACGCCUUCCACCCCGUGGACGGCUUCCUCCAGGGCCUGCCCUACCACAUCUACCCCUUCCUCUUCCCCCUGCACAAGGUGUUGUACCUGGGCCUCUACGUCUUCGUCAACAUCUGGACGGUCUCCAUUCACGACGGGGACUACCGUGUUCCCCGCCUCCUGCAGGAGGUGGUGAACGGCUCCGCCCACCACACUGACCACCACCUGUUCUUCGACUAUAACUACGGCCAGUACUUCACCCUGUGGGACCGGCUAGGCGGCUCCUACCGCCACCCCUCAGCCCUCCUGGGCAAGGGCCCCCAUGACCUCAUACGCAAGCUGAUGGUGGAUGGGAAGCUAAGUGCUAACACAGAUAAAGUUAAUGGGUGCGCUAAUGCUGAUAGCCACAUGAAAGAAAGUAUGCCAAGAAGUAAGAUGGAGUAGUUUUUGAAAUCUUAAAGGGAAAUUUGACCAGAUUUUUCAUAUUCAAUUGCCCUUCUUUUUAGUUGUUUCAAUACAUGCGAUGAGAGUUGGUACAUUUCAACAAAAUAACUGAUAAUAAUCAAAGAGUUGACUAUUUUGCCAAACAUAUUUUAGAUUGAGAUGCCAUUUUUAUCCAUCUUAAAUUAUCUGCAGUAAUUCCUUGCUAAGCAUGUUCUUGAUUAGGAUGAAUCAGUCUUGUAAUGGAACUGUAAGUCAUGUGUAUUGACUGAUUAACAGGGACAAUAUUUAGAGGAUUCAAAUGGCACAGGAUGCUGGAGUCUGAUAAUGCAGUAAAUACGUGUUUGUGUUCCUUAACCUAUUACUUCUUUUGAAUGAAAGUUUUACUAUGCUGAGGGAGCUAGGUAUGAAUUGUAUGUAUAUAAUAAAAUAUGUAUAGAGUGUAUAUAAAUACUGUAUAUCUCACAAUCGAGUGAAUGUCAAAGUGGAACCCUAUUCACAUGUUUGGUUCUCCCAGAUUGUUUCCAAUCCAGUCUUCUACUUUUAUGCUAUUUGGAGCUCUAUACUUUUUAAUAAGUGAGCAAAAGCAAUCUUUAAUGCAAAACAAACAGGACAAUGCAAAGAAAUCAAGGAAUGUCAACUUAAGUUGUAGGAGUGGGCCAUGCUUGAAGUUGGGUUGUGUAGUUACUAAUAUUCAGUAUCUCGAGUCAUCAUCAUUCUUAAUGUGGAGAAACCUUCCUUGCAAGGGUGACUCCUCGCCUCUGACAACCUUGAGUUCUGAGACCUCAUCUGGAGGAAACUGAGCAGGUCUUGGAUACAUAGAGAUGUGCGUAUGUGAAGCCCUCUGUGGCAUGCUUGCGUGUAAAAGGGCUAUACAAAUACAUUUUGAUU